Hyaloscypha bicolor E is the source of this 6990-nucleotide messenger RNA. RefSeq lists its product as uncharacterized. Gene Ontology annotation, molecular function: protein binding; nucleosome binding. The coding region runs from base 1 to 6534 and encodes 2177 amino acids. Gene Ontology annotation, biological process: chromatin organization. The record is from RefSeq and is a predicted model, not a curated record. The transcript is spliced from 4 exons. Gene Ontology annotation, cellular component: nucleus; HIR complex. NCBI's taxonomy places the organism in Eukaryota, Fungi, Ascomycota, Leotiomycetes, Helotiales, Hyaloscyphaceae.
AUGACACACCGCCUGCCCCGCCAACAACAAAGGUAUUCUGCCAUGAACCAAGCACCAUCUGGAGCUCCAGCAACGAACGUAGAGAGCGGACUUGACAACUGGGUCGAAGCAGCCCUCUCGACCGCGAAUCCUGCCACCUCUGCACCCUGCUCGAGUAUUCCUAUCUGCUCGACUGCGACGUCUGCCACCUUUGCUGCAGGGUUCUCGAAUAAUUCAACCUCCUCAAUCGCAAACCACACAACAUUUGCAAGCUCUGCGAAUAACCCAGCCUUCUUUGUCACGGAUCCUUCCACUCGCAUACGAGUAGGCUUCGAAAGUGACUCGGCCUUCCGCGACCCCCCUCCACCCUCCCCGAGAAGACCGUUCGAGGAUUAUACACCAUUUGAAGCCUCUCCGAGAAGUUCAAUCCACGCGGACCGUUAUUCCUUUGAAGACCACUCAACCAAUCCAGCCUACUCAACUGUAGUUGUUGAUGAUACCAUAAGCUGCUACAUCCCUCGGCCUGUACCUGGAGCCAGUGUCACUGCGGCGAAUCAGACAUCAAGGUAUCAGCAGUUCAUCAACUUCAUACCCGAUGGGUGUUUAGAGUGCACCUAUCGUGUACACGACCUUCGCCACUGCGAGAAAGCCUGGGCUCCCCUACGCGACUUCGAAACUGUCGAACCGUUGAUUUGUCUGAACUGUGGGUGGCUCGGUCACAGCGUCUUCGGUUGUCCGUGUCCUCUUGCAGGAGCAAUUAUUCUUUGGCAUUACUCUCCUCCCCAGCUCGGCCAGGAAAGGUAUCCCCCCAAGAUCGGCGUUGUGGAAUUAGCAAAAGACAUCAAGCCAGGGUGUUACGAUAUCCCUUUCGCGCUGUGGAGGCAAUUGGCCCAGACCCAAGCGAGCUUCACAGCUCUUAAUAUUGAACCCGAUGACCAAACCGAUGACGAGGUCGAUAAUACCAAAGAGAUACAGAUAGAGGACGCUCUUAAAUUAUACCAAGCCGCACUCAAACUCCAUUCGCAAGGCCCGAACCUGUACCCCCAAGCCGCUGAAGCAUACACAAAUCUUUUCCGAUCCGAGAUUUUCAAAUACCCUGAAAGCGAAACGGAAUUCCUGCGGAUUGAAAAGAAUCCCGAACUCGAAUACACUGAAGCCGUACUUGGUAUUGAGCUGGCCGCUGCCGGUGCAGAUGGAGCACCAAGCACAUUGCCUCAAAUUCUAUACCUUUCAUACAAGAAUCACGGCCAGUUCAUACUGGACUGUGUCAAAAGCCGUCUAAAACAUGAGCCUCUUCCCAAGCCGCAGCUGGACUAUCAAGCCAAGGCUGCCAUCGACAAUUUUGCACUAGCACUCGCAAGCGAUGAAUCAGACGCCGAUUUAUGGAGACGAGCCGCUCGGAUAGGUGCUAUGCUCGGAAGUAGACGAAUCGCGAGAUAUUGUCUCGAAGCGGCGGUCGAAGUUGAUGACGACCCUACUGUGGCAGAGGUGGAGCCUCCUUCACUUGAGGAGGGGUUCGCCGGCGAGCAAUUGAAAGAGCAGCUAGAAGUUCUCUCAGACGAAACUGCGCUAUCACAUCCGGUCAUGACACCGUAUUUGAAGAGAAUCAUGCCCAAAUCUCUGACAAAACACAUGGACCCUUACCCCUUUCUUCCGAAUACGAUCAAAUCUUUGGGAACAGACACACCGGGCAGCGAAGGACCUGAGAUCACAGAAAGCCGCAUCAUCAUGAUAGUAGAGGACAGGACGUGGACGGCGAUUGGUGAUAAGCUAUGUGAGAGUUACAUUUCACCUAAUGGCCUUUCAGGAACCGGUAUUGUCAUUCGCCUGCCAGCGGAGAUCACCCAAUCCACAGAAAAUGAUGUGGUUCAACAACCUGGGGUCGAAGACCAGAUUAUGAAGGAUGCCGGUACCAUGGAAUCGCCAGUUGCCGAAAGCAGCGAAGCCGCAAUUGCGACGCCGGUUACCACAAGAUCUGACGAUCAACCAGUCGAAAUUGUAACAACGACUAUCACAGUACCGCUUGCUGACGAGAAACGCCAGUCAAGCGUUGGUUUGCCAACACGAAAGCGAUCCCAAUCAGCUGCAGGCAUUCGGUCCACCCCAGAAGAAGACAACGGCACGCAGAAGCGAAGCAAGCGUAUUAGAAACCGCGACAACACAGGAGAUGGCUCUAUCGAUCCUGCAUCUCAGCUUGCAGGGCAACUUGAAGGCUUUGUCAGUGCAGACAAGAAAGUGUUUCACUUUGUUGACGGGCUUCUCAAGAAACUUGGUGUCGAGGACUUAGGCAACUUGGAGAACCUGCAAAUAGCUAUGUCACAGACACAGCCCAUUGAACGAGCUGAAAUUGUGGCAAACACGGCCGUCAGAGAUCUGCGUGAUAUUCUGAGAACCUGGGACGAUGCUAAAGCUUCAACAUUCGUCAAUGGCAAUGCGGCUGAUAUUCUUGGCUCCUCCACUGGCAGUGCGAAUGCUGGACUGGCAGCCUUUCUCGAGCAUUCAAAGACUGGUCCGUUGAAAUUGAGCAGUAUACCUCUGUUCUCUGAUUCCGAUGGCCUUUCUGCAUUCGCUGUCAAGGUUGAAGCUGAGUGGAUGCCGCUGCAAGAUGUUAUAUAUGAGUGGAUGUGUGCUAUCCUUACUACGUACCGCCAGCACCUGUGGCCGGAAUCUUUGAAAGUUGCUGUGGUUCGCAUCAUCAGUUUCGUCGAUACUGAUAUAUUUAGUCGACUCCAGCUAGAAAUCUCGCGUACCCGUACGGAUGGCGGCGACAUGGAACAAUUGGAAGAGAUGGCCCAAACACUCUUCGAACUCCAUAUCGACAUUUAUUCUCGAAUCACAAAUCCCAACAGUGCAGUCUCCUACGAAACACGGACCAUUACCAAGGACCGAUUGGACCGAUGGGCAGACUUCACUGCGGAUGUCAUCCAGUCUCGCAAAUGCGCUUCCAACGAUGAGCUUUCUCUGCGAUACCUCUGGGCUUCGGUCUUCUACGCUACAAUGGCCGAUAACGUCUCUCGUGAGCACAAAGUACUCUGCUGGUCCGACCUCCAAGCCUUGCUCCGUGAAUCUGGCUGGCCCGCGAUCGAGCUGCAAAAUAAUGCAGUCAUGCCUGAAAUUUCUAUUGAAGCCGCAGAGCGAGAAGUAUCGAGACUCACCACGAUGGACUUUUUCUUCAACUUGUUCCAAACCGAUCGAUCAGAUCCAUUGGCGAUCAUCGAGACCUUGGAACCAGUUCUCGAUCCACAGUCUGCUUGUCAACCAGUUGAAGGCGAAGGCACUGAUCCUCCAGCAAGCACUGAUCCGGCGGACAACACUCCACCUGCUUUGCGUGACAUGUGGAAGUUCUUAAAGACGGGCAGUACAUCCCUGCGCUUGUUCCUCUGGCAAAGACUUCGUGAGGCUUACUUCAGCAUCGGAUACAAUACCAAAGUAUUUUCGUGCCAUCUAAAGAGCAUCGAGAUCAUCGUCGGCGAUCUGCGAACUGAAGAUUAUGUAGACAGCGCUGAUGAACCACGUCGGCACAAGCUGUUGAUGUGGUUGAAGGCAUUGGAUGAUCUGUUGGUCAAAUCGCUUACAAUCGCCCUAAAUGAUGCUGCAACAUGUUUCGAGAUCAUCGAUGAUCGUCACAUCAAAUCGACAUGUGCUGCCAUUGCCCAAUUGAACCGAGUCCUUCACUCCGCAGCAAUUUUCGACGAUGAAAUUAGAGUUGGCAUGACCCAAUUACCACAAACUCCCGCUUAUGCUCAUCACGGAUCAUUCAAUGGGUUCAUCAACAAGCUCCGCGAAAUGCAAGUUCGGACAUGGGCACUACAAUAUACGAUGGCGAAGGAGGCGAUGACCCAAAAUCGAGAACUCUUCCCAACACCGGACAACGACUUGGCCGAUUUCUUGGCACUCGUCCAUUAUUCUCUUGGUAUGCGAAAGUGCUGCAAGGCGUCAAACAAGAUAUUCCUCAAGAUGAUGAAGGUUGAGAUGAUCCGUUUGAAGCACGUAGAACAUUGGGAAGACUACCUAGGCCAAGUUCUGUACGAUCUCUAUGGAAUUCGACUCGGAGUUGGAGCAUAUCUACUCGAGGAACAUGGAUGUCCAACGGAGACACUUGAUAGGCGCACUGUCUUGAAUAUUGCAGAACAAGUUAUCCAGCUGGCGUUUCGUAUGCCGAUGAAAGACUUACUGAAGCACGAAUUACGGCCAACAAUUGAGAGAAUGCAGACCGCCGUUGGCCCAAACAAGUCUACUCCACAAAUGCUACACAAUCUCCGCAACUAUACGGAGUAUCUCAAGACUUCAGUUCGUCCAAUCGAUAUGUACAGGGCUUGGAAGGGCCAGGUUCAAGUCGAUUCUUUACCAGUGGUCUCUCCAGAGAGUCCGCUUGCAGAUAAAGACUGGUACUUCCUGCUCGGCAUGAUUGCCUUGACCAAGUUUCGCUCACAAAAGAGGCUCGGUCCGGGCGCUCAGACAGAUGAUAUGAGAGUUGGUGCUACCUUCAUGAGACUGCAGCUCCAGUUCAGCGCGGAUCACUGGGAGACGUGGUAUCGAUUGGCUCAGUGCUUCGACUACGAACUAGAAGAAGAGGUCAUGUGGAGUGCGGACAAGAUCAAUAAUCACCGAUCUGACUUGGUGAGAUUGCAGCGCAGCUCAAUCCACUGUUAUGUCAUGGCGUUGUCAACAUCAGUUCGUACUGCAGACAACUUACCUGCUACUGCUGAAAAGCUUUCUGAGAUGUACCACGAAUUUGGCAUGCGGAUCUACGCCUCCUCCCGUGAACCAUUUGGUAUGGAAGCCUUCUGGGUUGACGAAUUUGAGAAGCAUAUGAGCGGAGCCGGUGGCAUGUACAAGAAGCCAUUGCAUGAGGAGUUGAGCCGAUACAAGGCUUGGAUGUAUGCUGCCAAGCUGUUCAAGGAAUCCCUUAGGGACCGGCCCGACCUCUGGAUGAACCACUACAUGCUCGGAAAAUGCUACUGGAAGAUGUACUGUAAAGUUGACGACGAGUGGGAUGAACGAGCAAAGACAAGGAGACCAAGUAUCGAUAGCAUAAUCCAUGCUUUCGUCAAUGCCAUCAGGACGGUCCCUAAGCCCAAGGACAGCCGACAAGACCCCAUUCUUGAGCCUCACUAUAAACUUGCUUCAGUCAUCCACAAGCUCGUUAUCUCAAAGGCCAUGGAACCGCAGGCGGGUGCGGAUCUUCUCCAACAACAACCGUAUGCCAUUCGGAAGGGAGAGGCCGUCAAGAUUGCAGACCAGGACGAAUGGGAGUCAUUUAUCCUGGAAAUCCUUCGCGGUCUUCGCAACGCUGACAAACAGCACUGGCAGCAUCGCAUGAUUGCUCGUGUAGCCGGUAUCAUCUACGAUGAGAAUGAUCCUAGCUUCGUUACCGCAAAGGCCGCGGCUCACGAAUUCCGAGAGUCGAUCUUCACCAAAACCAUGCACAUCCAAGUUUGGAAGCCGGAUGCCGAACGACCCGGUCGGCAUUGUGUGUAUAUGGAACGAUACGUGCGCUACAUCACCAGAAUUUUCCUGUACACUGGCGAAAAGGCAAACAUGGAGGCUCUAUGCAAGCGGGUGCGCAAGAAGUCCACCGAUUUCCACCGCUUCAGUGUUGUCUGGACCGAAUGUUGCUCCACCUACCUAAAGCUCAUCCGCAGUGUAGCAAAGGUCCCAGCCGGGUUGGAUGAGCUCUUCAAAACCGUUAUUAACGAGGAGUUCAAUCCACUUUCCGACCGUCUCGCGGCCUGGAUGCAAGACCCGAGGAUGCAACAUCCUGCUCUUGACGCAUUGAGGGAAGCCGUCGAAUUGAAGAAGCUCAACUCCAACGCCAUGAAACCACAACCAAUCGACGAUCUGAUCAACGAUUCCUGGGCAGUACUAUACACUCAAGUCGCAAAGACACUUCCAGGUCCUGAUCCGUCAUCCCUUCAAGCCGCACAGCUAGAUGGGGCAGCAGACGCUCCACCACUAACCACCAUCCGAUCAAUGGGUCCCAUGAGCCUCAACAACCUAGUCAUGGACAUGAACGGCACUCAAAUUCCCGUGCCCGUCACAUUUGCCGGCAGUGAGCCCUCUCGUGCCCGCAAGGUCGGCGUCAGUCGUCGUGAGAUCCUCCGUCGCGCAGAGCUGGCAGUCAACCGUCCUCCUGACCCACCACGAGCCAUUGCACCCGCAAGUUCCCGACCACGAGUCUCAGAGCAGCCAUCACCGACCAUGAUCCUUGGCUCGAACGCUGAGCCGAGUCAACGAGGUGCAAGUGCCAGCGCUGUUGACUCCGCACCAAGAGUCGAGAUCUCCACGCAGCCAACGGAGACUGGACAGGAGCGGGAGAAGAGAGACGACGAUGAGAGCGAGAGGGGCAGUUUACACGAUAGUGCAGAUGAUGAGAGCGAUUUGAGCGAUGUUCCGGAUAUGGAUGAUGUUGACUCGUCAAUGAUGUUCCCAAACCUCGUACGCAGAGAUGGGCCGGGCAGCAAUACUGCCAACGAAGGAGAAAACGAGAACGAGCAUGAUCACGAGGGUGAGGGUAGAGGAGAAGAGACGAGCUCACCUGAUACUAAGGAGUGAGGUAAUUAUGAAGUGGAUGUGUUUCCAUAGUAUGUGUACAGGAUAUUGCAUUGCAAGACAAAACAAGAGUGAGCGGGCGUUUAUCUGGAGGAAAUGGGAAGCAUUGGGGGAAGAUACCCAGAUUAUGGCGCAGAUGGCUCUUCUAAGAAGAACUGGACAUGUAGGAAUAUUGAUCAUGCUUGCGUUUGCAUUUGCAUCAAAAGGGGUGGGAAUAGAUCAGAUCGCAUAGAUCAGAUAGAUUCCACUGAUGAUAAACAAAUGAGCUGAAAAUGAAGAUCAGCGGUCCCAUUCGCUGCAUAAUGCCAAGAUUGAAUCACUGGAAAUGGGGAGCCACAGUAAUCAUGUAUUUCGUGCUACGACUCGCCAGACACUGAGGCAAUAGGUAAUAUUCCAUCAACUUUACUCAAGCUUUCUCUGCAAUCAAAUCACUUGAUCAGCUAUCUCCCAGAGGGCCGG